AUGCCCUGUAUUGAUCAAAAACCGCCAGGCUUUGAACUGACCCGCAAUACAUGGACAACGCUAAACAGAAUAAGAACAAGCAGCGGUAGAUGUGCUGACAGCUUAUAUAGAUGGGGAAAAGCUCUUACUCCUAAGUGUGACUGUAGUGCGCAACGACAGACCGUCCGUCACAUUGUUGAAGAAUGUCCCCGAAGGCGAUUCCCUGGAGUUUUCGAUGAGUUCCUGAAUGCGAGCGAAAAUGUUUUACAUUAUAUUAAUAAUACAUUAGAUGUAUCCUUUGAAUGUAUAUCCCUAUGCUUCCAUCCAUUUGGUGUUGCACUAGCAGUUGGAAGUACUGAAGGACAUUUAUUGAUAAUAAACUCGGAAACUGGAAUUGUGGUUAACACGAUUCGAGUUUGUGGUUCUCCUUUGAACUGUGUAGGAUACAACCCAACUGGAGAUUUGAUAGCAAUAGCCUCACAAAACGGAAGUAUUUACUUAUUUAGGGUAAGCAGAGAUGGAUAUUCUUAUAAAAAAUCAAAUAAAAUAAGAGGAGCUCAACCACUGAUGCAACUUGACUGGAGUUCAGAUAGUAAUUUUCUUCAAACUGUCACUGCCGAUUACGACUUAUCAUUUUGGGAUGUAAAAACUUUAUCGCCUGAAAAAAGUCCAAUUGCAGUAAAAGAUGUUAAAUGGUUUACUCAUAACUCAACGGUUGGAUUCUUAACAGCUGGAAUUUGGAACAAUAGAUUCUAUCCCAUGACAUCAAUAAUAAGUACAGCAAGUCGAUCUGCUGCCCACGAUUUAUUGAUUACUGGAGAUACUGAUGGAUAUCUUAGGUUAUUUAGGUAUCCAUGUAUAAGUCCCAAGGGCGAAUAUAACGAGGAAAAAGUAUACAGUGGUACCGUAGCCUGUGCCAGAUUUUUGUUCAACGACAGGAAUGUCGUCACGGUCGGUGGAACCGAUGCGUCGUUAAUGCUAUGGCAACUAGUGGAAGAAUAG
This is a messenger RNA of Diabrotica balteata, 981 nucleotides long. The record is from the annotation of a GenBank genome assembly. Lineage: Eukaryota; Metazoa; Arthropoda; Insecta; Coleoptera; Chrysomelidae.